This is a messenger RNA of Aspergillus tanneri, 1377 nucleotides long. RefSeq lists its product as uncharacterized. Lineage: Eukaryota; Fungi; Ascomycota; Eurotiomycetes; Eurotiales; Aspergillaceae. Gene Ontology annotation, molecular function: oxidoreductase activity, acting on paired donors, with incorporation or reduction of molecular oxygen; iron ion binding; heme binding. The record is from RefSeq and is a predicted model, not a curated record. The transcript has 10 exons. The coding region runs from base 1 to 1377 and encodes 458 amino acids.
AUGUCAAACUAUCAGAGAGAUGAGAUCAUCCAGAACCCACACGAGUGUUUCACCUACGGAGUCCAGCAUUAUGGCCAGGUUUUCCGGUACCAUGGCAGUGGAAACAUCCAGUAUAUCGUAUCAAAACAGCUCACCGAACGUGUCCUGACGGAUGACACUACCUUUAGCUUUGAGCUCGGCAUUUCCAAGACUCUUAAGUUGAGCCUGCUGUACUUGCUCCAUGGCGGGAGUUUUCACGCAGAUGUGGAUGCCAUCGCCACCGAAGUGGCAGCCAAGCAUCUAAAAUCACUCAUUCCAAAGAUUUCGCCCGUCUUUCAACGACAUGCCGCAGAAUUGGUCCAGAUCCAUGGAGACAGUCCGUUCGAUCCACUGCCAUAUCUGCAGAAAACAGUCGCCGAAGCCAUGACUAUCAUCAUAUUCGGAAAUGAGCUCGCCUCGACAUUUAACUCCGAUCUCAUCGUUGAUGUAGCCCAAGGAAUGGCCAAGGCAACGGGGAUGUUUCAGAACCAAUCAAGCUGGGGCAAGACGUUUCCAACCUUGUACUCCAUCUACAUGUGGGGUGGGUUCAUCCUAUCCCAGUUAGUCUGGAAGUCUGGAAAAGAAAUCGGAUCGAACAUUUGGGUCGCAUUGUCCCAGUUAUCCCAAAUCCCCAGAGGCAAAGAUGCCGACAACAGACAUAUCACCGUUCUGUCCUUCCUCGCUGGAAAAUUGGCCUCGAAAGACGGCCACAUCUCAACCGUGUCAAAAAUCUGGGCGAUUAUCUUAUGCUGGGCUUUCAUUUUCGCUUCUGUCCACCAAACAGUGGUCAUCAUGACCUACGUCGUUUUCGAACUGGCCCGCCAUCCUGAAUGUCAGGAAUCCAUCCUGAGCGAUCUAUCUCGCUCACUGAAUUGGAGUCCCAGCGGACCUCCCCUGGCUUUGACAGCCGAAACGCUCCGACACGUCGUCUGCGCCGAGUCUUUCAUCCGUGAGGUCCUCCGCAUGAAAGGGGAGACUAUCACCACCGUUCGCAGCCCGCGGAAAGAUUUGCAAUUAGCAGGAUACUUUAUCCCACGUGGUGCCCUCGUCCAUCCGAUGGUCUAUACAUCCAACCGUUCCCCAGAGUACAUCCCCAACCCCGAUACCUUUGACGGGAUGCGCUGGACCAUGGACCGGAAACUGGCGACCACGACGGGACCAGGACAUCUUUCUUUCGGACUGGGGAGAUGGGCAUGUCCGGGACGGUUUUUGGCUGUUGCGGAGAUCAAGAUGGUGGUCUUGACGUUGUUGGCGGAAGCGGAGAUGGAAUUGGUGGAUGGGGAGUUUGCUCUGGUUGAUAAGUUGAAUAUCGUAGGGACGCCACCGAGAGGGAAAAUAAUUUUGAGACGGAGAGUGUAG